AAACUCUCUUUCAUGUAUUUUACUGAAAUCUCCACCUUUUAUUUUGAAAGUUCUCUGUGGUGGUCGUCCUCUGGUGAAUUUACCGGUGAUUCUGUAAAGUACGGGUCUCCGUCUGCGGGUCGACACGACUCAAAGCUUCUCCGUGAACAUCUGCACACGGUCUGAGGAUUCUGGACUCUUGUGGACUCUUGUGGACUCUUCAUGGUUGUUUGCAUCUCCAGGUGAAGAAUCAUGUUUCAGAUCGUUCUACUGCUGCUUGUUGCACAGGUGUGUACCUGUGCUCAGGAGGGCGGAGCCUCUGUGGGCUGGGACACGAAUGAUGUCAUUGUCCCAGAGUUCAGUGACGUGUGCACCGAGGGCAGCUGUUACCCGGCAACAGGAGACCUUCUGAUUGGCCGAGCUCACCAACUAUCGUCCACCUCCACCUGUGGUUUGACCCGGCCUGGACCGUUCUGCAUCGUCAGCCACCUGCAGGAGGAGAAGAAAUGUUUUGUGUGCGACUCAGCGACGCCGUACGACGAGCGGACCAAUCAGACGAGCAGCCACGGCAUCGAGAACGUCGUCACCACGUUUGCUCCAAACAGAUUAAAGACGUGGUGGCAGUCUGAGAAUGGUGUGGAGAAUGUCACCAUGCAGCUGAACCUGGAGGCGGAGUUUCACUUCACUCACCUCAUCAUGACCUUUAAGACGUUCCGUCCAGCUGCCAUGGCGAUUGAGCGGUCAGCUGACUUCGGUAAGACGUGGCAGGUUUAUCGUUACUUUGCGUACGACUGUGAGACGUCGUUCCCCGACAUUUCCCAUGGUCCAAUGCAGAAGGUCGAUGAUGUCAUCUGUGACUCACGUUACUCUGACAUCGAGCCAUCCACUGAAGGCGAGGUUAUUUUCAGAGUACUGGACCCGGCGUUCAGGAUCAACGACCCGUACAGUCCCAGGAUUCAGAACAUGUUAAAGAUAACCAAUCUGCGGGUUAAGUUCACUAAACUUCACACGCUUGGAGACAACCUGCUAGACUCUCGUAUGGAGAUCAAAGAGAAGUAUUACUAUGCCGUCUACGACAUGGUGGUGCGAGGAAACUGCUUCUGCUAUGGCCACGCCUCUGAGUGCGCCCCUGUUCACGGAGCAGGUUCAGUCCUGGAAGGCAUGGUUCAUGGUCACUGCAUGUGUAACCACAACACCAAAGGUCUGAACUGUGAACACUGUCAGGACUUUUACCAUGAUCUUCCCUGGAGACCGGCAGAGGGACGCAACACCAAUGCCUGCAAGAAGUGUAACUGUAACCAGCACUCGGACUCGUGUCACUUUGACGCGGCCGUGUUCAUGGCUUCAGGAAACGUCAGCGGUGGCGUCUGUGACAACUGUGGACACAACACAGCGGGACACAACUGUGAGCAGUGUCAACCCUUUUACUACCAACACCCAGAGAGAGAUGUGAGAGACCCAAACAUCUGCCAGCCAUGUAACUGUGACCCUGUUGGAUCUCUGAACGGAGGGUCAUGUGACCCGAUGACUGAUGUUGUCAGCGGGCUGAUCGCGGGUCAGUGUCGCUGUAAAGUCAACGUAGAGGGAGAACGCUGCGAGCGCUGCAAACACGCCCACUAUGGUCUGAGUGACGAGCCGGAAGGUUGUAAAGCAUGUACCUGUAGUCCACUGGGAACACUUCCUGGAGGAAAUCCAUGUGACCAGGAAUCAGGAAGUUGUUUCUGUAAACGUCUGGUGACGGGACGGGACUGUGACCAGUGUGUGUCUGAACAUUGGGGCCUCAGUAAUGACAUGGACGGCUGCAGAUCGUGUGAUUGUGACCUUGGAGGAGCCGUCAACAACCAUUGUGAUCAUGUGACGGGUCAGUGUGUGUGCAAAGAUCACAUGUUUGGCCGACGUUGUGAUCAGGUGGAGUCUGGAUUCUUUUUUGUUGCCUUGGAUCAUUAUACAUAUGAAGCAGAAGAUGCCACAUUUGGACCCGGUGUGACCGUUGUGACAAGGCCACACCCACAGGAUCGCAGUACCACCUGGACAGGUGUUGGCCUGGUCAACGUACCAGAGGGCGCUUUCCUGGAGUUCACUGUGGACAACAUCCCUCACUCCAUGGAGUAUGACAUCAUCAUCCGCUAUGAGCCUCAGCUUCCUGACCAAUGGGAGGAGGUUCUGAUGACAGUGAUGAGGCCUGAGCCAAUCAGAGCACACAGCCGCUGUGUUAACACAGUUCCCGAUGAUGACAACCAGAUGACUUCACUUCAUCCUGGCUCACGGUACAUGGUUCUUCCCAGACCAGUGUGUUUUGAAACUGGUCUGAACUACACGGUCCGCCUCAGUCUGCCUCUCUACUCUGCCCUCAGUGACGUCCAGUCUCCAUACACACUCAUCGACUCGAUUGUGCUGAUGCCGCACUGUAAGAACCUCGAUGUCUUCACCACCUUAGAAGGUGGAGACUCUCACAGAAACAGCGGCUGGGACACUUUCCAACGUUAUCGUUGUCAAGAGAACAGUCAGGGUGUCAUCAAGACGCCGAUGACGGACAUCUGCAGAAACUUCAUCUUCAGCAUCUCUGCCAUGUUACACCAAGGAGCUAAAGAGUGUCAGUGUGACCCACAAGGUUCCCUCAGCACAGUGUGUGACCCCAGUGGGGGUCAGUGUCACUGUCGUCCUAAUGUGGUCGGUAGAAACUGUAACCGAUGUUCUCCGGCCACGUUCCAGUUCGGACCCAAUGGCUGCAGAGAAUGUGAGUGUGACCCUCAGGGUUCACACAGUCAGUUUUGUGAUCAGCUCAGCGGACAGUGUGCUUGUGUGUCGGGCACAUAUGGUCGGCAGUGUGAUGACUGUCUGCCGGGUCACUGGGGUUUUCCCGCCUGCCGACCCUGCUCGUGUAACGGUCACGCUGAUUCCUGUGACCCGUUCACUGGCUCCUGCAUCGACUGUAGGGACCACAGCUCUGGAUACAGCUGUGACAGAUGUCUGGAUGGUUACUAUGGUGACCCAGUCUUGGGGUCUGGAGACCACUGUCGUCCAUGCAUGUGUCCUGAUGGCCCUGGCACCCACAGACAGUUUGCAGGAAGUUGUUACCAAAGCAACGAGUCCCAGCAGGCGAUCUGUGUCUGCAACACUGGAUACAAAGGUACUCGUUGUGAUGAGUGCACCUCUGGUUACUAUGGAAACCCUGGCGAGCCAGGCGGCCAGUGUCAACCCUGUCAGUGCAACAACAACAUUGACGUGUCGGAGCCAGAAUCCUGCGACGCUCGUAGUGGCGAGUGUCUGCGCUGCCUGUACCACACUGAGGGCGUCGCCUGUCACCACUGCAAACAGGGUUACUAUGGAAAUGCUCUGCUGCAGGACUGCACAAAGUGUGUGUGUAACCAGCUCGGCAGCGAUCCCUCCAGCCGCCAAUCAUCUGGAGAAUUUGAGUGUGAGCGCAGCAGUGGUCAGUGUCAGUGUCUGUCAAAUGUGAGGGGUCAACACUGUGACCGCUGCGCUCCAGACACCUGGAACAUGGGCAGCAGCAGUGGCUGCCAGGCGUGCAACUGUGACCCCAAUCAUUCAUACGGGACAUCCUGUGAUGAGAUCAGUGGUCAGUGUUCCUGUCAUCCAGGCUUUGGAGGAACAACGUGCACUGAGUGUAGAGAGCUGUUCUGGGGAGACCCAGAGGUCAAAUGUCAUGCGUGUGAUUGUGACCCUCGUGGAAUCUCUGAACGUCAGUGUAACAGAGUCAGUGGUCAGUGUGUGUGUGUGGACGGAGUGUCAGGACUGCGCUGUGACCUCUGCGCCCGCGGAUUCUCAGGAAACUUCCCCGACUGCCAUCGUUGCCAUCAGUGUUUUGCAGAGUGGGACGACGUCAUUGGUCAGCUGACCAAUCAAACACAUCGCCUGGUCAAUAAGGUCAAUGCCUUGAAAGCCAGUGGUGUGAGUGGACCCUAUAAGAAGUCCAUGGAAGUCAUGGAGAAGAGUGUCACUGACCUCCAGAUCCUCCUGAACCAGAACCCAGCUUCACAGCCACUCACUGAGAUCCAGCUCCUGCUGCAACAGGCCGGUGACCUGAUGACGUCUCUGACCCAGAUGUUAAACCACACAGAACAGACUCUGAUCCAGGUGAAAGACCAGGACUCAGCUGCUCAAACUAAACUAGACUCUGUGACGUCAGAUGCUCAGAAACUGGAGCAGACGGUUCAGGAGCUCCUGGAUCAGGUGGAGUUCAUCAAAAACUCUGACAUCAGAGGGGCGACGGACAGCAUCACUAAAUACUUCCUGCAGUCUCAGACAGCUGAAGCUCAAGCCAACGCCUCCACUAUCAGUGAUGGCAGCAGUGUGAAAAUGUCUGCCACUGUAAGGAAACUGGCAGAGAAGAAAGUGAAUGAAAGCAGAGAAGAGUUCCUCAGGAGACACAGUGAGCAUGCCCAGAACCUGGACCAGCUGGCAGGACAGCUGCAGACUCUGGACCUGUCAGAGAUCAGCCACAAGACAUGUGGAAGUCCAUCACUGGGUCAGGAUCUGUGUGUGUCCUCUCCCUGUGGAGGUUUGGGCUGUGUGGGCUCUGACGGUCAGAGCAUUUGUGGAGGUGAAGGAUGCGAUGGCGUCGUGGCGACGGCCAACAGUGUAUGGAGGAAUGUUCAAAAGUCAGAACAGGAAAUCAUCGAUGCCAUGGGGGAGGUUGAAAAACUGUCAAAGAUGGUGUCAGAAGUGAAGCUUAAAGCAGAUGAAGCUAAACUGAAUGCUCAGGAUGUUCUGAUGAAGACAAACAGGACCAAGCAUAAAGUGGACCAGAGUAAUGAGGAGCUGAGACAUCUCAUCAGACAGAUCAGAGACUUUCUAACACAGGAAGCCGCCGACCUAGAGAGCAUCGAGCUCGUAGCCAACGAGGUUCUGCAGAUGCAGAUGCCGACGACUCCGGCUCAGCUACAGAACUUGACGGAAGAGAUUCGGGAGAAAGUGGGAGAACUCGGUCACGUGGAGACUAUUUUGCAACAGAGCACUGACAACAUAGAAAGAGCUGAGAACCUGCUGAACCAGGCCAGGCGAGCGAGUGAGGACGCAGCUGAUGUGAAAGACUCUGCAGAGAAGGUGAAGCGAGCACUGGAAGAAGCUCAGAGAGCUCAGAGUUCUGCCACCAGUGCCAUCCAGCAGGCGUCCGCCAACGUGCAGCACACCAACAACCUGCUGUCCACGGUGAACUCUGAGACGGCAGAAGCUGAGCUGAAGCUAACCAACGCCACCCGGAGGCUGCAGAAACUCGAGCACGAUGUAACCCAGCUAAGAGACAAAGUUGUGAAUGCGACUCAGAGCAGUGAACAAACCAAUAAGGAUGCAGCAAGCAUUAAACGUGUAGCUGAAGAGGUGAAGAAAGAUCUGGACUCAGACCUGAAGGAAAAGUAUGCCACAGUAGGACAGCUGAUUGGACAGAAGGCGGGAGGCGUGGCUGAUGCCAAGAAAAAGGCAGAAUCCCUUCAACAGGAAGCCAAAGAGCUGUUAUUGCAGGCCAGCGACAAACUGCAGCUGCUGAAAGAUCUGGAGAAGUCGUACAAAGACAACCAACAAUCUCUGGAGGUGAAGGCGGAGCAGCUGGUGGAACUGGAGGCUGCAGUCAAACAGCUGCUGCAGGACAUUAGCCACAAAGUCACUGUGUACAGCACCUGUCUUUUCUAGACUGUUUCAGGAUUAAAGUGACUGUCUAUAUUUUCAUUCAAUUAAAAAAAGGUUCCCACCA
Molecule: messenger RNA, 5689 nt
Organism: Solea senegalensis (Senegalese sole)
Lineage: Eukaryota; Metazoa; Chordata; Actinopteri; Pleuronectiformes; Soleidae
Gene: lamb1a
Product: laminin, beta 1a
Exons: 33
Coding region: 232-5628 (1798 amino acids)
Biological process (GO): basement membrane assembly; cell migration; substrate adhesion-dependent cell spreading
Cellular component (GO): laminin trimer
Molecular function (GO): integrin binding; extracellular matrix structural constituent
Source: RefSeq, a predicted model, not a curated record